This is a messenger RNA of Sesamum indicum (sesame), 744 nucleotides long. RefSeq names its product Cupredoxin superfamily protein. The record is from RefSeq and is a predicted model, not a curated record. Lineage: Eukaryota; Viridiplantae; Streptophyta; Magnoliopsida; Lamiales; Pedaliaceae. Gene Ontology annotation, cellular component: plasma membrane. Gene Ontology annotation, molecular function: electron transfer activity.
CCACUAUUAUUUCACUUAUAUAUACACAUACCUUGUAAUUAUCAGACAACAUCAAAUAGUACGUAUUUACCUAAGUAUAUAGAAAUCAUGGAGGUUUCCACCAGAUUUGGGCCUCUGCUACUACUAAUUCUUGCAGCUGCACUACUUUGCAGGGAAGCCUUGGCAGCAAAACAUGUGGUCGGAGGAAGCCAAGGUUGGGACGAAUCCGUAGAUUUCGACUCUUGGGCUUCUGCUCGAAUAUUUAAAGUUGGAGAUGAACUAGAGUUCAAGUACACUGCGGGAUUGCACAGCGUGGUUGAACUGGCUGGUGAAAGCGCAUACAAGAGCUGCGACAUCGGCAGUGCACUGGACUCGCUAAAUGGCGGUAGCAAUACAGUCAAGCUAAGCAAGUCCGGCACGCGCUACUUUACUUGUGGGACACCAGGCCACUGCGAGCAGGGGAUGAAGGUCAAGAUCACAACUGCGGCGGCCGAUGGAUCCUCAUCCACCACUACUUCGCCGUCAUCUAAGGGAGCCGCGCCUUCUACCUCCGCUGCUUCCGCCCAUGUUCAGUUUCUCGGUUUCUUUGCGUUGGUUGCCUCUUUGCUGGUGUCCCUCAUCUAGAGAAAAAAUUUAUAUAGUCGUUGCUAUCUGUUGGGUAGCGAUUUUACAUAUGUGGCAAUUCAACAUUUUGUUGGCCUUGUUGGUGGGUUAUCAUAUUCUAUUUUUUUUUAUUUGAAUAAUGAGGUAAUAUUUUUUUUGUGA